GUCGGAGCGCGGUAGAGGGGAUAGAAUUACGGCCAGCGUAAGGCUUGUGAUCAACGAGCAGAGCAAUAUGCGCAUCCCGGCAGUCUGAGAAAACAGCACUAGCAAUUCGGAGAGGCAGUAUACUUUUUUAACCUGCAUACAACCGGAAUUUUUAUCAAACUGAAGAGCUAACCCACUCUAAAGUGAUGCGAGGUUGCGCUGGAUCUUGUUUCGUCGUUUAGACCUUCUUUGAGUAUUUAAUGAUAUUUCCAAUUACGGAAUGCGUGAAAUAAGUUAUGCAAAUGGACUUGCUCCAGUUUAAUUCUCCACAGCUGACAAAGACAGGUUGAAGCCUGCCAGAAGCGCGCACACUUACAACGACAGCGUGGAGUACUCAUUGAAAAACUUUGUCUUCAUUGGAUGUAUUGUUUUUUGUUUGCAGUUGUAGUGGAAAUUACCCAGAGUGAACAGCAGAACCUUUGGAAUAGCAGAGCGACGGAUUUGACCUUUGCUAAAGCUGGCCGUCAAUCAAUCGACCAGUGGGCGGAGCCGUUUCAUCGAGGUACCAAGAGACUGGAAGCGAGGCUGACUACGAGAAAGCCAAUAUCAAAGCUAGAAUCCAAGGGACACAGAAUCGUAGGAGGAUUUAUUGGCAUCAUGCGGUCGCUAGUUGCGGUUCGUUUGACCGCAAUAUGCACCCUCCUUUCGUUUAUUAUGGUCUCACAGGUAUCGUGCUCAGGAGUAUUCGAAUUGGAUCUACUUUCAUUUAAAAACCAACAAGGAGUUAAUGCUAAUAAUAAUUGUUGCAACGGUAGGAAGUUGGCCGGCAGUAUGGGACCGUGUAGCCAGAGUUGUCGCACAUUUUUCAGGAUCUGUUUGAAACAUUAUCAAGUUCACAUAAGUACGGAUUCACAGUGCACAUUUGGGGAGAUUAUAACACCAGUACUUGGAAAUAAUUCGUUUAUCCCAAGACAUUCGGCAGAGUUCCAUAACCCAAGUAGAUUUCCUUUCGACUUUUCGUGGCCGGGAACCUUCUCAUUGAUCAUCGAAGCCUGGCACGACAGCACGUACAACGGACCCCGACCAGGUAGCCCCAGAGAGCUCAUCUAUCGAAUGGCCAACCAAUCCUCUCUCGAAGUCGGGGAGACAUGGACUCGGGGACCCACCACCACUACCAGUUCCAUUCGCUUGGAUUUCAAAUACAGAGUAAUAUGUGACAAGAAUUACUACGGCAGUGGCUGCACAGACCUUUGCCGGCCAAGGGAUGACCGGUUCGGCCACUGGAACUGCACGGCCAAUGGCACCAAAGUCUGCCUGGACGGAUGGACAGGCCCUUACUGCGAUAAAGCUAUAUGUUUGUCUGGCUGCCACUCCGAGCAUGGGACGUGCACCAAUCCAAACGAGUGCAUAUGUCGUUUGGGUUGGCAAGGGCGCUUUUGUGAUGAAUGUGUGGUGUACCCGGGUUGCGAUACCAAUCAUGGGACUUGUAAUGAAGCUUUUCAGUGCAACUGUGAAGAAGGCUGGGGUGGAUCCUUCUGCAACCAAGAUCUCAACUUCUGUACACAUCAUCAGCCGUGUAAGAACAGUGCAACAUGCACCAAUACUGGGCAGGGCAGCUACACCUGUACAUGUCCCAUAGGAUUCACAGGGACAAACUGCGAGAUAGAGGUUGACGACUGUCACCGUCAACCUUGUGCAAAUGGAGGGACUUGUCAAGACCUUGGAACCAGUUACAGGUGCAUGUGCCCACCGGGUUUCCAUGGUUACCACUGUGAGUCAACAGCAACAAGCUGUUCUGCGUUACCGUGCAAGAACCAAGGGGUGUGUCGCGAUGUUGGCGACUCGUACAUGUGCAUGUGCCAGGCUGGAUACACGGGAACUAACUGCGAAAAUGAAAUUAAUGAAUGCCAGUCCAACCCUUGCAAAAACAAUGCAAGAUGUGUGGAUGAAUUGGACGGCUUUCGUUGUGUAUGCCCUGCUGGAUUUAGUGGUCUAACAUGUGAAAUUAACUACAAUAACUGCGAAAACAACCCAUGCAUGAACGGAGGACAGUGUAUAGAUGAAGACAAUAAUUAUAGGUGUCAAUGCCUCCCCGGAUUUGUUGGACCAGUUUGCGAAACUACUGUUAAUUUCUGUAUCACUGCACCUUGUGCAAAUGGAGGCACAUGCAUCGAAGUGGUCAACAGCUUCAAGUGCACAUGUGCACCUGGAUUUACUGGCACUACUUGUUCUCAAAACAUCGAUGACUGUGCUUCAUCCCCAUGCAAAAAUGGUGGAACAUGCAGAGAUAGAGUUGCUGAGUAUGAAUGUUCAUGCCCGACUGGUUUCUAUGGAAGGGACUGUACAGAAACUACAGCUACUGCUUCACCAGUGACAAACAACGAGACACCAGUUGAGUCAGGAAGCACAGUAAAUAGUAAAACACCAGCCAGCCAAGUCAAGAGUGACGAGGAAGAUGAUUCUCUAACUAUGCAGCAGAUAGUUCUCAUUGUUUGCCUUGGAGCUGGGAUCCCCAUUGUUAUAAUAAUCUUUGUUGUCAUCUUCUUCUUGUGCAAGAAGUCCAGAAAUGAAAAGAGUGUGGAAGCCGAACAGAACGAAGCAAACAGUAUGAACAAUAAGCAGUGUAUACAGAAAAACAUAUUAAACAGUUUUCCAUCCAAACCACUUUCAUCAAAAGUGACAAAUGAAGAAAUAGACUUCAGUCCAAAAGCUGCAAACUCAAAGCAGCACAACUUAGAAAAAAGUACCAACAAAAACUUUAAAGACAAUAACAAUUCAAACGAGGAAAACUCGUUAGACUCUAUCAUCAUAGACACUAAGUCAAAGAAGCAAUAUAAAAAGGUAGACAGCGAUGCCAUGUCCAUUGAAUCUACAGUAGUCGAUAUUAGUGAAACACAAGACAUCCAUGUGGUGAAAGAGAAAAAUACUGUUGACAGUAUGGACCCUUCCAAUCAUCUAUAUUAUGACUACGAAAAGCAUCGGCACCUGUAUCCAUCUACCACAUGUACAACGCAGGACGGAAUGCUUGCGACAGAAGUAUAAAAUCACAGACUCUUCUCUAUUCACGAUAUACAAAGCUGUAAAAUAUGCAUAAUGUAAAAAAUAGUGUAAAGUGCCUUUGUUUGUACAAAUGCAGUCUAGAACUUUUUUUAUUCAAUUUGUCCAAUCAUCAUUGUUUGAUGAACAUUGUGUUUUUCUAAAGUAAUUUAAUUGAACGAUUAAUGCUCUCUCUUAAUCAUAUAUAAAGAUGGCUCAAAGCCAGUGUACAAAGUAUGCAAAUUGCAUAAAUGCUGCAAUAAGUUAUAUGACAAAUUAAAUUAAAGCUAAAUUAUUGAACUAAAUUAUUGGUAAUGAAAGUAAAGGAACUAGUCCAAGCUUUAGAAGAAGAUGUAGGAGGUAGACGUAGCGCAUUCUUGCUGAUGUGUCUGAUGCUUUACGAAAACUUGGUGCAUAUGCAUGUGCGUGACCUGCUAUUCUGUCUCACUAUUGUGUUCUGACUCAAGCACAGUCUGGGGUCUCUGGCCUACCAGCAACUUUUGACAUAUCUGUAAUGACACUGUUUCCCUGUAGACUUUAGAAUACGACAUAGAGCCCUGUACUUGUGCAUUUAUCAGUAUUAUUAUCAAUUGUGCUAUUAUGAAAGUGAAGGUGCUUGCUUAUGACAAAAAUUCAACAAAAAAAAUCUUAAAGCAGUGUUAGCAAAGUGUGUUUGUGGAAUUUAUUAUAUUUUUUUGUCUUGCCAAAGUUCUGUGCUACUAUGUUGCUGACACAGCUCUUACUGCCAAAUAAGGGAACAAAGAUCACAUGAUCAAGCACUGUUACCAUGGUGACACCCCAGCUGAAGACCAGAGACCCCUAUAUACGUGUUCAAUGUCAUGAGCAAGGUUGUUCUGAGAAUCGAGUCAAUUUCACUCACUGUGAUGCUCUUUUUGUACAUAUUAUGUAUAUUUAUAGGAAGAUAAUUGUACAUAGAACUGUAUUUAAUACUAUCUAUUGAUACUAUGGUAUUUACAAUAAUACAAAAUAAAAAGGUCACAAUGCUGACUAUUUUUUCAAAAUAUA
Lingula anatina is the source of this 4041-nucleotide messenger RNA. RefSeq lists its product as uncharacterized. Gene Ontology annotation, molecular function: calcium ion binding; Notch binding. The record is from RefSeq and is a predicted model, not a curated record. Gene Ontology annotation, cellular component: plasma membrane. Lineage: Eukaryota; Metazoa; Brachiopoda; Lingulata; Lingulida; Lingulidae. Gene Ontology annotation, biological process: negative regulation of Notch signaling pathway; multicellular organism development; Notch signaling pathway.